UCCCCUGCUGAUCCACAGGCUGGAAGUGGGGCCUGUUGUGGCUUUGACGAGUUCUUAGGAAAACACAUGUAAACACCUGUGGAGUUUAAAUGGCCUGUCAGAGCUUUUUCUGCGGCGGGGAGAGUUACUACAAAUGAGCUGUGGGGACGCGUCUCAGCGGGAAGUCCGCUCAGCUUCACAGCUUCCGAAUCGCCCUUUCUCACCUAAUGAGCGCACCCACAAGGCCACUGAUAAGACUGGAGACAAAAGGCUGUUUAAUGGAGUUGGGGGGUGGAUACGCUUGUGCAUAAGAGGCCAAACAGAUCCCACAUGGGUUGGCUAUCAGUGGCCUGAGUCUUGGUUAAAGGGAGAUAAACAGAAGAUUUUACGCACAGGACUUUUACGCACAGAACUCCACAUGGAGCGGCUGUGCAUUUAAUCACUUGGUGAUUAUUUACCGGUUUGAUGAGGCGGAUCAUUCAUGCCCGUUGCCCUGAGGACGCUCAACCGGUGUGUGUGUGACCCGAGGCCCGGUGUUUUCCUCCGCAGACGCUGGGUAGAAAAUGGAGUGUGUGCCUUUAAGGCGCUCGACUGCCUGUCGCUUUGUGCUGCGGAGAGACUGACGCCCUCUGGACACAGUGGACACUUGAGCGGCGGCAGAACACACCAUCCUGGAGAAGUUCAAAGAGAAAACAACCCCGGUCCCCCUUGGAAAAGAAAAGUCGUGAACUUGUUAACAGCGCCGUGUCGCUGGUCUCUGAGGGUCCUUCGCUUGUGUUGACGUAGGUGUUUCCAGUGUCGUGCUGGUGAGCCGUCAGGAUGAGGCCUGGUCAGCUGAUCCUCCCCACCGCCACUGCCGCCGCUCUCCUCUUCCUCCUAUCAGGACUGUCUCUGACCUCUGGCUGCAACAAAGCCUUGUGCGCCAGCGACGUCAGCAAGUGCCUCAUACAGGAGCUGUGCCAGUGUCGUCCGUCUGACGGGAACUGUUCCUGCUGUAAAGAGUGCAUGCUGUGUCUGGGGAACCUCUGGGAAGAGUGCUGCGACUGCGUGGGGAUGUGUAACCCCAAGAACUACAGCGACUCUCCGGCCACGUCGAAGAGCACCGUGGAGGAGCUCCACCGCCCGAUUCCCUCGCUGUUCCGCGCCCUCACGGAGGGCGACGCACCCAUCAACAUGAUGGUCGUGUCCUUCCCCGUUGCUGAGGAGCUCUCCCACCACGAGAACCUGGUGUCCUUCCUGGAGUCCCUCGACAACCAGCACCAGAACGUGUCCGUGCCCGGCAACAGCAUCCACGCCAGCUACGACACUCAAGAAAACAUGUGCACAGUGGUCUACUUUGACGACUGCGUGUCCAUCCGUCAGUGCAAACUUUACUGUGAGUCAAUGGGAGGAUCCAAGUACCGCUGGUUUCACAACGCCUGCUGCCAGUGCAUCGGCCCUGAGUGCGUGGACUACGGCAGCAAGGCUGUGAAGUGCAUGAACUGUCUCUUCUGAAGUGCGGGCACAUAUUGGUACCAAAUGUCUGGGCUACACCAGAGGACUGAGGGCAGAGGAAACUAUGACUGUUAUGUGUUAGCAUUCCUCGGUUACCUUGUAAAAUACCCCUUACCCCUCCUCCUCCUCCUACCCCUGCAAAUUGUUUUUAUUCUGCUGUUAUAUUUCACUGUAUAUUUUUAGAUAUGUUUUCAAUAGUGUUUUUUACUAGAGGUGUAUAUGAAUAAUGUAUUUUUACAAUUACAGUCUGCUAAAUCCCAGUCUCAUGCCAAAUAAAGAAAAGUUUGGUGACGUGGA
Messenger RNA from Lates calcarifer (barramundi perch), 1770 nucleotides. It is a transcript of the gene twsg1a, whose product is annotated as twisted gastrulation BMP signaling modulator 1a. The record is from RefSeq and is a predicted model, not a curated record. The transcript has 5 exons. The coding region runs from base 799 to 1473 and encodes 224 amino acids. NCBI's taxonomy places the organism in Eukaryota, Metazoa, Chordata, Actinopteri, Centropomidae. Gene Ontology annotation, biological process: regulation of BMP signaling pathway.